Psilocybe cubensis is the source of this 3339-nucleotide messenger RNA. RefSeq lists its product as uncharacterized. The record is from RefSeq and is a predicted model, not a curated record. The coding region runs from base 1 to 3339 and encodes 1112 amino acids. Gene Ontology annotation, molecular function: protein binding. Lineage: Eukaryota; Fungi; Basidiomycota; Agaricomycetes; Agaricales; Agrocybaceae. The transcript is spliced from 4 exons.
AUGUCCGAUCCACUGUCCCUUGUCCUCUCCAGCGUUUCCCUACCAAACGCCCUCGAAUACAUGAUAGGGCUGGCCGGCACAAUGGAAGAAACAUUUGACAAGGGCGACCAAAGCCUACACGACCUUCAUACUGAGACUGCUCAGAUCAGUUCAGCUAUCGUCAAGCUUGCAGAACUUUACAAUGAACGUUCAUGCACCCCAUUCGAAGAAAAGGAUAUGAACGUCGCAUUACUGGAGCUAAUGCUAUGUUGUCAAACCUUUCCCUCCAAUCCACAACAGCAGCUUAUUUCGCCGGGCAGGGGCCAGUCAGGCGGAUGGGGUACUGCCCAUGAUAGAGUUUAUUCUGAAAUUAGGGAACUCAAACACCGAAUCAAUAAAUGUCACACUCGCUUUUUAGGUAUGAUUAAAACAGACAAACGGAAGGGUGAUAUCACCAGUGGGAGGUACCAAAUGACCUCCGCCGAUGACACCCGGAAAGAAAUCUCAAAGAAGCGCAGGGUACUUCUUGAUGAGAGGCUUAUAGCGUUUGUCGGAUCCAGCGACAUGAUGUUGUCGAAACUUCCCCCACAGGUGACAACCAAUCUCAUAGCCGACACAUAUCUCCGUUUUCAGGUAGACGCAAUCGAUAAUUAUCUGAUAGAAUUGUCGACAACGAAUUCUUACCCUGUUGAGGCGCCGCUUGAAGACUAUCUACGACCAUUCCAGCCAGUCUUGAACACUGGGCCAUCACGAGACCGAGAAGCAUUUAGACAAAAUAUCAUUGAGCAAACACUCGAAAUACAAUCAAGCAUCCGCAGCGAUUCCAGCACGCUGUCCAUUCAGGAAGGUGCUUGGAACAUGGUCAACCUUUCUGUUGGACUGUAUUCAUUGGAAAUGUACGAAGAAGCAGCGUCGAUGGGAAUUUGGACUGUAAAUCUGUUUCGGACGCUCGUGAAAACAAACCCCGCCAUAUACUCCCCCUAUCUUGUCCAUGCUUUACGGCUUCUAUCAAAGUACUAUACCGGCAUUAACGACAACGAUGGCGCGAAAUCUACGAUAAUAGAAGCUAUAUCCAUUAGCCGUAGCCUGCAGUCUCGAUUCGCAGAUCGUGAGAUCAAACUUCAACUGGGUGAAGCUUUGAUAGCGUUUGCCUAUGUAUUGGACCUAAUGGGAGAAGGCGCGGCAUCAUUGCAGGCUGCUCAGGAGGGAGUCUCCAUUUAUGAGAACGAAAUCAUCAAACAUCGUUUUCCACAGAGCAACGAAUCUCUGGAACAUCAACCGGUGUCAAAAACUAGAUACCAGUGGGCGCAGAUCUUGGAAGGCUUUACAGAGAAAUCAAUUUGUGACUAUUACCGGGCAUUGGACCAAUUGUCAUUUAGCCUCCAAAACAUGAAUCAGCUGCAAAGUGCCGCAUGGGCAUGUAUGAAAGCUGUGGAUAUCGUCGCUAACUCUGGUUAUUCCUUCCGCAGUUCUGUCCAAGUGGACCUUGCUGGAUUCUUUUAUCGACUUGCGCAUCGACAAUUCCACGAGGUCAUCAAGCUCGAACAAGCCCUCGUAUACUCCCAGCAGUCUGUGGAGAUUUACCGAUCUUUAUGCGAGCAGGACAGAGAUCAAUACAUCACUUCCUUGUGUCAUGCCCUUUACGAGAUGGCCAACACUCUGAACAAACUCGAAAGAUAUAGCGAAGCAGUUGCUGUUUGGCAAGAAAUCUCAGAACUGGCAAAGGACAUAAAUGACGAGCAAGCUUUCCGUGCUGAUGCACUGAACGAAUUAUCUUGGAGCUAUCGUAAACUUGAUCGACAUAGUGAGGCGGCUACUAUCAGGACGGAGUCCAUAACGGUAUAUCAGACGGCUCUUGACUCGAAAUCGGAUAAGGCAGCGCAUGGGUAUUUUGAUUUGGGAGUGGACCUUCGUCUUGCAGGUCGAUUCUCUGAUGCAAUUGAAGCUUUACAUAUGGCUCUUACGAAAUAUCGCGCCCUUGCAUUUAGUGAUCCGGAUCAAUAUACCAAGUCCAUUGCAAGCACUCUCAAUCAACUCACAUUAAACCUCCUUCACUCUAACCGACACGAUGAAGCUUUAAGCGACGGCUACGAAUCAUUGCAACUUCACUCCACGCUAAUCGAAAAAGACCUCUCUAUCGUUCCCCAAUAUAAAUUUGCUUUGCAACUCAAUUUCGAUCUCGCACAAGUCAUCGAAAAUGAAACCAAAUGCAUAGAGCGGGCACAGUAUAGCGUCGACUACGCACGGAUACUCGCUGAAAGGUCACCCAAUGAGGGUAAUGCGAUGCUCGUACAAGCGUUUUUCAGCAGAGCAUAUGUCUUUUCGAGGUUUGAACGUUUAUCAGAAGCUUCUACUGCUAUUCAGGAAGGCCUUGAUUGGUUCGAUUCACACCCUUACCAAAAUGCGAGAGAAGCCGAAUUGCAUAUUCACUGUCUCAUCCAGGCUUGCGCUACGGCUUUCAACCAGGGGCUUACCCGAAAGCCUUUGGAAUUUCUCGAGAAGGCGAUUGAAGUCGGCCGGUCCCGCCCUCUAGAACCAGCAAUCAUUGAUCUCCUUGUGGGAUGUAUGUACCGACGUGCCCAAGUUUUCGGUCUCAUGGGACGUUUUGCCGAUGCAGCAAACGCUAGCGUGGAAUGUGAAUCCCUAGCCCGACCGAACGUAACGAGCUGUCCAAUCGAAUUUGUCAGCUGCCUCCGUGUCUGCUCUCUCGCCGCUAGAGACACGAAGCAAUUCCAAAAGGCCGUCGAUUAUAUAGAAGAAGCACUCGAAUUGUGCCAUAGCGAAGACUUCAUGAAAGCGACUAAAACCGCGUCUUAUGGCCAUGUUCUGGAGGCGGAUUGUCUCUGUUGUCUCUCUGACGCUCUUGAAGACAUUGGGCAGAAAGCCGAAGCAUUAUCUGCCGCAAAAAAGGCAUUGGAUUACGCAGAGGGGCUCAGAAACAAGUAUGCGACUUUGCCUUGGUCAGAGAUCGAAUCGAGUUACAUUGACGCUAAGCGUACCCUUGCCGACCGUCUUGCUGCAAACAAUGAGCUUUCGCAAGCAGCAGAAUUGAUAUUUGAAGUACGAAGUUAUUAUGAAAAGCUUGUGGAUGGUAGAAAAGGAUUAUCCCUGUCGUUCACAAGUUCACUCUACUCAGAGACCAUCAUAUGCUGCGCUGCAGGGCGACAUGCUGAUGGUAUUGCCGCAAGGACGAAAUUGUUAGAAUUUCAGCGUCGCCUGGAGAUGGAACUCCCUGAACUGGCCGAACAGACUCAUAUCUUGCUGGAUAAAAUUCAAACAUAUCCGUUCAUGAUCGGUCUCCUAGCUCAACUCGACCUUUCGUGUGGGCAUCCCCAAGAAAUCAUCCAGGGUGCUGAAUAG